UCUGUGUGCGUCUGCUUAAAAACACGUAUAAGGAAAAAAAGAACGAUGGAAAGAACGGCUCUCCCCCAGCCGCGACUCGGCUCCUAUCGUUCAUGUUUAUGAGCCGUUCAAAAGAAUCGGUUCGUUCGCGAACGUCACAACUCUAGUUGAAGAAGAAUCUCUAAAUGGAGAAGAUGAUCUGCAGGAUCCUGCUGCUCAUCAGCCUCAACUGUGUCUGUGGAACAUUUGUAGUGAAUGUGACACAGACCUCCUAUCAGGCAGAGGAGAACCACAACAUCACACUGGAAUGGACGUUCACAACCACAGCUGACACUUCAACAGACUCCCUUUUAAUAUUCUGUGAGAUGAGAACUGAUCACAAAGUCUCAGUCCUGUUUUUACUACAAGGAGGUGUUGUGGUCCCAGAGUCUCAGGAUCAGCAGUUUGUAGGACGAGUCCAUUUGGACAAAGAUGCCCUCAGUGACGGACGACUCAGACUUCAUGUGUCCAGACUCAGCACUGAGGACUCAGGCUGGUACCUGUGUGAUGUGAGGACAAACUAUGGUGUGGACUCAGGUGAAUGUCGGCUCAACGUCUCUGAUGCAGAACACACAGCAGGAGGGCAGAAGAGGGAAGUGACAUCACACGAUUGGAGCAAAGUUGAAAUGGUUCUCAGAGCCGUUCCCUUUGGAGCAUUAUUAUUCGCUAAUCUAAUAGUUCUCUUCAUUGCAGCUGAAAGAUUUUUGGCAGCUGUCAUUCAUCAAGGUAAUAAUAGUAAAAAAGAUGAAAAUCACAACAAAUCUGCUCAUACUGACAACUGCAAUCAUGUUAAAAGAGAUUUGUUUCUGAGUUCUGUGAGCUGCUGAUGUACAGGAACAGAUCUAUGGUCUGAUAUUUCAUUGGUUUGAUGACGAACUGACAAACAUAUGUGUGAUUCAUGACACAAUUCAGACAGGAUCAAUGUGAAUGUGUCUGACAGCAGGCAGCCUCUUGAAACUGGAGUCAGUGAACAUCAGGUCUCAUCAUGUUGUACUGCAGCUGUCAGGUCAAAGUGCAGAUUGAUGUGAAAAGGAUCCACUGCAUUAUGACUCAACAUAACUGGAACAUUAACAACAGAAGCAGUUCACCAGCAUGAACACAUUCAACACUGUUUAAAACUCAUGAUUCAUUUAGUUUGGCAACAUUUGUGUAAAAUCACAGAUAUAUUGUGUGGGUAUAAAACCACAGAACUCUGAAAUUUCACAUUUGAACCUUUUGUCGAGGUAUUUUAAGAUUUGACAUCUGCAUGUUUUACUCAUGUGUAAUAAUGCACUUGGUGAACGUGUGUAAUCCAGGAGUUGACAGCAUUUCUUAUGAAGAUAAUCAUUUCUCAGUAUUUGUUGUACAUGAUCUCUAAUAAAGUCCAGCAGGUCAGCAGGCA
Messenger RNA from Acanthopagrus latus (yellowfin seabream), 1399 nucleotides. RefSeq lists its product as uncharacterized. Gene Ontology annotation, cellular component: external side of plasma membrane. The record is from RefSeq and is a predicted model, not a curated record. The coding region runs from base 165 to 845 and encodes 226 amino acids. The transcript is spliced from 4 exons. Gene Ontology annotation, biological process: immune response; positive regulation of T cell proliferation; T cell costimulation. NCBI's taxonomy places the organism in Eukaryota, Metazoa, Chordata, Actinopteri, Spariformes, Sparidae.